CCGAUUCGCGGGUAUGACUCAGAGUUCACUAGCGCACGCGCCACUCGCGCCAAAACGAAUUUGUCGAAACAAAAAUGUAUUUACGUUAAAGAAAUAAUUUAAGGUAAAACUACAGACACGCCGUAAACUACUGAAUAAGUGCUUCCUAUUCACAUCUUUUCACUUCAUUGACGACAUUUCUAACGUUAAUAUUGUUAAUUCUCAGUCAGUGUGAGAAGUGAUUUGUCGGGAUGUGGAGGAAUGAAAACCAGAGACCAAAUGCAGGCUGUCUCUCCAUGCCUCUGUUUAAUCAAAGGAAAAGGAGCAGGCUUCCUUUGACGUCUAAUCCGUCAGAGAGUGAGCUCUUCACUACCAGCCACUACAAUGAGACACAAAACUCCUCCACUUCCUCCUCUGCUCUUCCCUCUUUGGGUCAGAGAGGUCAGUGGAACCAUGGAGCCUACCUUUCAUCACAGCAAGCCAGCGUGAGAUCUGCUUCUUCACCUGGUGUGGCUGGACGAGGAUAUGCACCUUUACCUCACCCAAAGAAACCUGCCUAUGUCUGGUCACAGACAGGGCAACAGAGGCCUCCAGUGAGACAGGAUUCGAUGCCAGCAGUUGGAUCCCAGCUUCAUGGUGGUUUUCCAAGGAACAGCUCAGUUUCACUCGGCCAGCCCAGACAGUCCAGCAGCAUCCAGAAUCAACAGUCAUUUAACAGGCCGACAAAUUCCCCCAGAAUGCCGUACCGUCCCCAGCAUUGUACCCCUACAGCAUUAAGCACUCAGGGCCCUGGAGCUCAGAGUUACAUUGGAAAGGGGAACUUCAGACCUGUUGGACAAUCAGCCAGUGGAAUGUGUGCAAAAGAAAAGAUGGACACCUCAAGUGUCCAGACCACUCUUCAGCAGCAGAAGCCCCCUCAUGAGACACUGCUGCAUGUUAUUACUGCUGUUAUUGAAGGCAUGAAGCACUGGAGCCAGUACAAGAACAAAGUACCAAUGCUGUUUGAGCUGUUUGCUACACUGGACUCUGCAGUUACAGUUGGAGAACACGGAGCAAAGAAAUUUCUUAUGAGGGAUGGUAAAGAAGUGGUCUACUGCAUUUACUAUGAAAAUGAUCAGACACUGCCCAGACUGAUCAGAGGUCAGGUGCAUCGCUGCGUUGGAAACUACGACAGCCAAAAAGACACAAUGACUUGUGUGUCAGUCCGAGCUGCUUCACUGUCAGAGCAAAGGAAUGCCCUGGAGGCUGUGAGAGUGUCAGAUGCAGAAAUGAGGGAAGUGGCACUGGCUCUCAGUGAAAUGUGAUGUGGAUCGAGUGAGUAACAGGAGAAAGAUUAAACUAGCACAGACUUAUACUGAAGUUAGGGUUGGUUUUGGUUUAGUUGUGAAGUAGUUGAAGAAUGACCUAUAAUGGUCAGUGAAUGUAAAACAGUUUUAAAUUUGUGAUUUGUAUCUGGAGAUUUUGAUUCACUUUGCAAAAUAGAUGCAUUAAUAAUAUUUGAUUUAUUUUAAUUUAUAUGCAUUUAAAAUAUUUCCAAUUUAAAUGCAUAUAUCAUCUCAAAUUUAAAAUUUAUAUGCAAUUAUAAUCAAUUUAUAUGCAUAU
Messenger RNA from Carassius carassius (crucian carp), 1581 nucleotides. RefSeq names its product spermatogenesis-associated protein 22-like. Gene Ontology annotation, biological process: meiotic DNA repair synthesis; regulation of meiotic cell cycle; homologous chromosome pairing at meiosis. Bases 231 to 1283 code for a protein of 350 amino acids. NCBI's taxonomy places the organism in Eukaryota, Metazoa, Chordata, Actinopteri, Cypriniformes, Cyprinidae. The record is from RefSeq and is a predicted model, not a curated record. The transcript has 8 exons.